Phacochoerus africanus (Common warthog) is the source of this 2906-nucleotide messenger RNA. It is a transcript of the gene TTC8, whose product is annotated as tetratricopeptide repeat domain 8. Gene Ontology annotation, biological process: non-motile cilium assembly. NCBI's taxonomy places the organism in Eukaryota, Metazoa, Chordata, Mammalia, Artiodactyla, Suidae. Gene Ontology annotation, molecular function: protein binding. Gene Ontology annotation, cellular component: BBSome; ciliary basal body; non-motile cilium. The transcript has 14 exons. The coding region runs from base 76 to 1593 and encodes 505 amino acids. The record is from RefSeq and is a predicted model, not a curated record.
UGGACACCGCCCGCUCCUCGCCCCCCGCCCUCCCCGGACCCGGCGCUGGUCCUUCGCGGCCCGCCCCCCGCCGCCAUGGGCUCGGAGAUGGAGCCGCUGCUCCUGGCCUGGAGCUAUUUUAGGCGCAGGAAGUUUCAGCUCUGCGCCGAUUUGUGCACGCAGAUGCUGGAGAAGUCCCCUUAUGAUCAGGCAGCCUGGAUUUUAAAAGCACGAGCACUAACUGAAAUGGUGUACAUAGAUGAAAUUGAUGUCCAUCAGGAAGGAAUUGCAGAAAUGGUACUGGACGAAAAUGCUAUUGCUCAGGUUCCACGUCCUGGAACAUCUUUGAAACUCCCUGGAACUAAUCAGACAGGAGGGCCUAGUCCAGCUGUCAGGCCCAUCACUCAAGCUGGAAGACCCAUCACAGGUUUCCUUAGACCCAGCACACAAAGUGGAAGGCCAGGGACGAUGGAACAGGCCAUCAGGACACCCAGAACCGCCUACACAGCUCGCCCUAUCACCAACUCAUCUGGAAGAUUUGUCAGGCUGGGAACGGCUUCCAUGCUUACCAGUCCUGAUGGACCUUUUAUAAAUUUAUCUAGGCUGAAUUUAGCAAAAUAUGCCCAGAAACCCAAAUUGGCAAAGGCUUUGUUUGAGUAUAUCUUUCAUCAUGAAAAUGAUGUUAAGACUGCUUUGGAUUUGGCUGCCCUUUCCACAGAGCAUUCUCAGUACAAGGACUGGUGGUGGAAAGUGCAGAUUGGAAAAUGUUACUACAGGUUAGGAAUGUAUCGUGAAGCAGAAAAACAAUUUAAAUCAGCCCUGAAGCAACAGGAAAUGGUAGAUACAUUUCUCUACUUGGCAAAAGUUUACAUCUCAUUGGAUCAACCUGUGACUGCUUUAAAUCUUUUCAAACAAGGCUUAGAUAAGUUUCCGGGAGAAGUAACCCUACUGUGUGGAAUUGCCAGGAUCUAUGAGGAAAUGAAUAAUAUUCCAUCAGCCACUGAAUACUACAAAGAGGUUUUGAAACAGGACAAUACUCAUGUGGAAGCCAUUGCAUGCAUUGGAAGCAACCACUUUUACUCUGAUCAACCAGAAGUAGCCCUCCGGUUUUACAGGCGACUCCUGCAGAUGGGUGUUUAUAACUGCCAGCUUUUUAACAAUCUGGGGCUCUGUUGCUUCUAUGCCCAGCAGUAUGAUAUGACUCUGACCUCCUUCGAACGUGCCCUUUCUCUGGCUGAAAACGAAGAGGAGGUAGCUGACGUCUGGUACAACUUGGGACAUGUAGCUGUGGGCAUAGGAGAUACGAAUCUGGCCCAUCAGUGCUUCAGGCUGGCCCUGGUUAACAACAACCACCACGCCGAGGCCUACAACAACCUGGCCGUGCUGGAAAUGCGCAAGGGCCACGUGGACCAGGCAAGAGCACUGUUACAAACUGCAUCAUCUUUAGCACCCCACAUGUACGAGCCGCAUUUUAAUUUUGCAACAAUUUCUGAUAAGAUUGGAGAUCUCCAGAGAAGCUAUGUUGCUGCUCAGAAGUCUGAAGCAGCAUUUCCAGAUCAUGUGGAUACGCAACACUUAAUUAAGCAGUUAAAGCAGCAUUUUGCUAUGCUCUGAUUUUUCCUUAGACCAACCUAUUCUUAUGGAGGGGCAUUAUACAAGGGUAUAUGCGUAUAUGUACGUGUGUGUUAUAAACCUGUGCUUGAUCUUAGCGAAGGUGACAUAAGGGAAUUUAAACCAGGACGUCUAAUGAAAAUUUUCUAAUAACAACCUUAUAAGAUACUGUUAUAAAAGACAGAAUUUAAGCAUUGUAAGCAGAUUGUGAAACCUCCCACAUUCUAUGGUAGAUGUUCAUUUAUAACCUUUACAAAACAUUUUCAUGAAUUUCCUCAAAUUUUUAUAAACGCACAUUUUUAAUGUCCUUUAGCCUGGCCAUUAGCUAUCAUGCAGCUGAAGAGGUCUGAUACCUGCCUUUAAAAUUGCACUUUUAUGGCUGAAAGUGUAUCCUUAUCCUAGAUACAGACUUUAGAUUAAAAAUUGUAUUUAAAACUAUUUUUUACCAAAUGCUUGGUGAGACACUACAUUUUCUUAUAUAUUAUGCUUUAAAAUAAAUGUGUAUAAAACACCAUCAUUCUGUUAUUUUUCACGAGUUUUUAUCUCCAUCCUCUCAGAGAAAACAAAUUUUCAGAAGUCCGAUGAUCUUAGUCAUUAUUUUAAUUUUAUUUAGAAUAAAUAAUGGACCGUCAGUUUAGCUUUUUUUCUGAGAAGCUGUUUUUGGGAUAUUGAGUUGUUAAUAUAAGGAUAUCAGGAUCAGAAAUGGAGUCAUAGACCUGAAGUCCUUCUUCUGGUCAUCCUGAGAAGGUUAGGCCGGAUCCCAGGCCCAUACACUGGAAAAUCCUAGAAAGGCUCUCCUAGUGGAACUUGAAGUGUUCAUACCUGCUUCACAUUCAUACAACACAAGGGAAAUGUGGUCAAGCAUCAGGGCAACUCGAAUUCAUAUUUUGGGCUUUGGGAUCUGUUCAUGUCGCUAUUUAUUUUUUUAACUUCAUGAAAACUAUUUUAUAGGUACUUGUUUCUGCUCUGAUUUAUAUAAACAGUACUACUUACAGCUGGUAGAAUGCAAAAAAAAUGUGAAUUCAAGGAAUAGAUGGUUAGAGGCUGGAAGUAACCUCAGAGGAUCUAUAGAUGAGUCUCUCUGUGGAGGAGGCCAGGCCCAGAGUCACACUGCAGGUUGGCAUGACUGGAACCCAGACCUUGUUCCUGCACUUCAGGCUGGAACCUCCCCUGGUCCUCCGUGAUAUACGAGUGCUUGUUCAGCUUGCAAGAAUUUCCUUAAACACUGUCAUGUUUCCCAACACUGUAUGCAAUAUUAGGGUUCAACUAUUAUAUUGUAAAUCAUUUUCUUCAUUAAUUAAAAGAACUAAUCACGA